Spathaspora passalidarum NRRL Y-27907 is the source of this 741-nucleotide messenger RNA. RefSeq lists its product as uncharacterized. The annotation marks the transcript as partial. The transcript has a single exon. NCBI's taxonomy places the organism in Eukaryota, Fungi, Ascomycota, Pichiomycetes, Serinales, Debaryomycetaceae. The record is from RefSeq and is a predicted model, not a curated record. Gene Ontology annotation, molecular function: protein binding.
UUUUUGUGGUGAUAAUGAGUUUACAAUACUCACAACAUAAUCAUGUAGAUGUGAACGGUACAAUUUUUCCAAUCAAGAACGAUGAAAAUAGAUCGAUUUUAUCUAUGCCAUAUGAUUGCAUUUUUGAAGUAUUACAAUACCUAAAUCAGAUCGAUUUAGUUAACGUCUGUUUGGUCAAUAGAGAAUUGUGUUACUUAGCAAGACGAAAACUUUAUCGAUCCAUCUUCGUUGUGAUUCUUGGUCCUCCGAUUGAAAUCAAAAUGAAUGUGUACAAUUACUUCUACACCAAUUAUACUAUCAUGAAUCGUGCUGAUUAUAGAAUGGACCAUUUAUUAAAGAAUCCAAACUUGCAGUUUUGUCAAUUAAUAAGAUUUAAUUUCAUCAAACCCGUAUUCUGCCAACGUGUUCAAAGACUAUAUCCUCGAAUUAGAAUGCACGUAGAUGUUCAAAUCAACUGGUGGGUGCCUCUGAUUCCAUUGAGUAUGAUAUCAUACUAUUCUGAGCUAAACCUAUAUGAGCUUGUAGCAAUGAAAAACACCAGUUUCAUGUUACCACUGGUGAGGAAAAUCAGGGUAGAUAAAUAUACAUAUGACUACGUGACUUCAAGUUUAGUGGCAAGGUUAACAAACUUAAGGCUAGUGGCCAUUUAUAGUUGUAAAGAUGUAUUAGCAAGGUUGGAGUCAAUUAAAUUAAUUACGGUCAAGGAGGUAGAGAUUCACAAUUGCAUUACCCGACCAGAUG